AUGGAUAAUGAUAAUCACCUGAUAGAAUCUCUGCUGAAGAAGUUUGAUGACCCAAGCCAACAAAUUCUUCCUCGAGUAUCAGUGGAGACUUUUAUUUUUGGAGAGUAUUAUAUGAAAAAUGAUGCCCUCGAAGGAAACCCAUGAAUGAAAAAUCUUCCAUCCCAUUAUCCUAUUAUAAAGCAAAAUAAAAAGGUCAGGACCAGCAAAAUAUUACUAUUUACUGCAUUAGCUCUUACUGCUGCUCUUUCAGCCCCACUUGCUUUCUUUAUCGAUGCUACAAGCCAAGAAUUGCUCAUAUUAAGACUUUAUCUUUUAUCUUUAGCUGAAAGUCAUUUUGCAAGCGUUUUAAUAUGAGUAAGCUAUUCUCUUAUCCUUGCUUUAAUUGCUGCUUCAUUUGGAGAUUGACUUUGCCAAGCAGCUGAAGGAGCAGGAUUUGCAGAACUACGAGUAAUUCUUACUGGUAUCGAAAUUCCAAACUUUUUUGGGUGAAAAACCCUUUUAGCCAAAACUUUUGGGCUUAUUUGUGCAAUAGGUGCAGGAUUGAGUAUAGGAAAAGAAGGCCCAAAUGUCCAUAUGGCUUCAAUUAUAGCUGAACGUGUUAUAAGUUUAGGACCCUUUAAGAGAUUUAAGAAGGAAAUAAAUUUAAGAUAUAUUGUACUCACAGCUUCAAUUGCAGCUGGAACUGCAGCAACUUUUGGAACACCUUUAGGUGGAGCGAUAUUUGGUAUCGAGCUGACAGGGACUUAUUUCUUUGUAAAUAAUUUUUAUAAAAGCAUUUUUUGCAGUCUGAUAACAGCUUAUUUGUUCAAAAUUCUGCAAAGCUUUAAAAUAGUCCCACAAAUUGGAAAAGUUUCUUAUGAUCAUCAUGCGCUAUGUGGGGAUUUUUAUCUUCAUAUUAUUACUGGCUUAUUCACUGCAAUUAUAGGAGUAACUUUUGUGAAAGCUGUUCAAAAAUUGACUAAAUUCAAAAACAAAAGGGUAAUUCCUUGGCUAUAUCAUAGAUAUAGAUAUAGCGAUGACCCCCCUCAAUCUUCAUGUCUAUUGCAACAAAAAUGCAAUUUUUUUAAUAUAAAAUUUUAUAUAAAAAAAUUGGAGAACUUUUUGGGACGGCAAAAAAUACUGCAAGGCUCUGCAAAAAACUGCAAGGCCAGUAAAAAAAUGGCAAAGCCAAGCAAAAAAAUGCAAAACUUGCAAAAUUUUUGCAAGUUUUGCAAAAACAUUGGACAAAAGCAAAAGCAAUUUAAAAAAAAAGCAAAGCCAUGCAAAAAUUAAAAAAAAAUGAAAAAUUUCGCAAAGCAGGCAAAACUUUUGCAGGGUGGGCAAAAAAGUUGCAAAAAUUGGCAAAAAUCACGAUUAGAAAAUUUAACAGUAAAAUUUAAUAAAUUUAUUGGAAGUGUAGUACAAUGUUAAAUUAUUUAAACAACAUAUAAUAUAGAAAAAAUAGAAAUUAAUUUCGUGAAACAAAUGCUAAAGUCUAAUACAAAUAUCUUUUAAAGAAUUUUCCAAAAACAUAACUUAAGAAUUUUAAAAAUUUGGAAAAUUUAAUUUUGGCAAAACACUUUGUUGUAUUUCAUUUUAAAAUUUUGCCAAAAUUAAAUUUUCCAAAUUUUGAAAAUUUUUAAGUCAUGCUUUUAGAAAAAAUUCUUUAAAAGAUAUUUGUAUUAAACUUUAGCAUUUAUUUCACGAAAUUAAUUUCUAUUUUUUCUAUAUUAUAUGUUGUUUUAAAUAAUUUAACAUUGUACUACACUUCCAAUAAAAUUAUUAAAUUUUACUGUUAAAUUUUCUAAUCGUGAUUUUUGCCAAUUUUUGCAACUUUUUUGCCACCCUGCAAAAGUUUUGCCUGCUUUGCGAAAUUUUUCAUUUUUUUUUAAUUUUUGCAUGGCUUUGCUUUUUUUUUAAAUUGCUUUUGCUUUUGUCCAAUGUUUUUGCAAAACUUGCAAAAAUUUUGCAAGUUUUGCAUUUUUUUGCUUGGCUUUGCCAUUUUUUUACUGGCCUUGCAGUUUUUUGCAGAGCCUUGCAGUAUUUUUGCCGUCCCAAAAAGUUCUCCAAAAAAUUAAUUUUCAUGUCUCUUGCAACAAAUUUUCGAUGUGCAUUUUAAAUUUUUAAUAAAAUGGCGAGCGAUAGAGAAAAAUGUGUUAAUUUUUUUUUAUAAAAAUGUCGUGUUGCAACAGGCAUGAAGAUUUUUUCGAAAAAAUUUUGUUGCAAUAAUCAUGAAGAUUGAGGGGGGGUCAUCGCUACUACAGUAAUUUCUGUAUUUACCUCAUUAACUACAUUUUAUGCAUUUUGGCUUAGGAUGAGUGACGCAAUUCUUAUAAAUUUGAUGUUUAGCUCUGAUAAGCUACCUGAUAGCUGAAUUGGAUCAGAAUUUUUAGGUUUACCAGGACAAUUCCCGAUAUUGAUUCUAGUCGCAUUUUUGAAGAUCAUAUUAUUAACAAUUGAUAUAACAAUUCAAGCUCCAGUUGGGUUUUUUACGCCUUGUGUGUGCGUUGGGGCUAUCUUAGGAAGAAUUUUUGGAGAGUUUUCCUUGUUUUUAGGAUAUUCAACAUCUCCUGGCAUCUAUGCAGCAGUAGGGGCAGCUUCACUUGCAACAUCAACAACUCAUACCCUUUCAGUAGCUCUCAUGAUAUUCGAAAUGAUUGAAGAUAUUCACUUCUUACUCCUCACACCUUUGCGGGCAAGCCAUUGAAAAUAACCUAUGGUAAGCGAGCAACAAUUUUUAAUAGAUUAAAUAUUUGAAAUAUAAUUAAACAUUAGAUAAUAAUGAAAUGUCCUCAUAAUUCAAUAAAAUUUUAAAGAGAUCGCACCCUAAAACAUCAAUUUUAUAGAUAAAAUUGGAAAUUAAAAAAAAAAACUAGUCCUUGGUUCCAAACAGAUUAUUUUGAUCAAUAGUCAAGGUCGUGCAGAGUUAGUGCCAAUGUGCCUAAGCGUAUUUAUUUCUUAUGCUGUCAGCUCAUAUAGCCAUAAAAGCAUUUACGACACCCUUAUUUCAAUAAAAAAUCUCCCUUUUAUUCCAUCAUACAAACACUGGCCAAUCUUCCAUGAUUUUGCAAAAGAUGUGGCGGAUUCUUCAAUACACUGUAUAAAUCGUUACUGCACAAUACGAGACCUUGUAGAUGCAUUUAAUGAUUGCUCUGUAUUUUCUGUUCGCCCUGUAAUCGAUGAUGACUUUUAUUUAAUUGGUGAAAUAAAUGCUACGAAUGUGAAAAAAUAUUUGUCAUACCGCUUUGAAAACGACACAAAUCAUUUGUCAGUUAGAGCUAAAAAGUGUAUAUGAAAUGAGCUAACUCAGACUUCUAAUGGGCCAGAUAAUGAAAUUUCACCUGAUAUGAUAGAAGAAGUUGAAGAAUUUUGGCAAAGCCCAGUAAAUCUGUGAUCAGAAAAAUUAAAAUUCAAUACAUCACCAUUAUUCAUUGCAGAACAAACUCCACUUUAUAAAGUACACUACAUCUUUAUGAUGCUUGGACUUAUGCACAUUUAUGUAGUCAAUCAAGGAAAAUUGACAGGGAUAAUUGCCCAUUCCUGCUUUUCUCAGAAAUCUGGUAACUAUCUUUAA
Molecule: messenger RNA, 3553 nt
Organism: Blepharisma stoltei
Lineage: Eukaryota; Ciliophora; Heterotrichea; Heterotrichida; Blepharismidae
Source: the annotation of a GenBank genome assembly